AUGGAAAUGGAGUCAAACGCUAGCCCUUCACACCCUACACGACGUUCGCACCACGUCUCCUCACACUCCAAGUCGACGCCGUCCACCCCUUUCCAUCGACCCGAAUCCCGUUCGCAUUCAAGAGCUUCCCUUUCCCCAGAACCCCCGGCAAAAACCAAUUCGCCCCGUUCGCUACCAUCCGACAAGAGCCACACACCGCCUGCAGGCCGGAAGCAGUACGGAGGUUGUAAAUAUGAGACCGGCAUGCAAAGAGCACGGCGGCGUGUCCCUUACUCCUUGGGGCCAGAGCCCUUGGAAAAGGAUAAGUCCGAGUUAAAGACCAAGUUGACCCAUGAGGAAGAUGAAACACUAACGCAGGACAUGCAAAAGCUCUAUGAAGAACUACAACCAACUGCCGAGAGUGAAGCUCGCCGGUCAAAGUUCAUCGAGAAGCUCGACAAGAUACUGCGGGCAAGAUGGCCAACGUCCUCAAUCAAAGUCAAUGUCUUUGGCUCUACAGGGAACAACCUGGGAACCUCGGAUUCCGACGUCGAUAUCUGCAUCACGACUGAUUGCAGGGAGAUGGAACGGGUUUGCAAUCUCGCAGAGCUGCUGGCAAAACAUGGAAUGGAAAGAGUGGUAUGCGUCUCUUCCGCCAAGGUGCCAAUUGUCAAGGUUUGGGACCCUGAAUUACACGUCGCUUGUGACAUCAACGUCAAUAAUCCGCUGGCUUUGGAGAACACGCAACUGGUCCGGACGUAUGUCAGUAUUGACAACCGAGUGAGGCCAUUGGCCAUGAUCAUCAAACAUUGGGCGAAGCGAAGGAUGUUGAACGACGCUGCCCUCGGAGGCACGCUUAGUUCGUAUACGUGGAUAUGUUUGGCCUUGAAUUUUCUGCAAACAAGAGACCCUCCAAUCUUGCCUACUUUGCAACAACAGCCUAACUUGCAGCAGAAAGAGGUGGCUGGAGUGAAUGUAUCUUUCGAUCGCAACAUCGAGGCUCACAGAGAUUUCGGGAGCCGCAACAAGUCUUCCCUGGGCGAACUUUUGUUUCAUUUCUUCCGCUACUAUGGUCAUGAGCUUGAUUUUGAGCAAAGCGUGGUUUCGGUGCGACUGGGUCGAGUGCUGUCCAAGGUUGAAAAGUCGUGGCACCUUCUCCAGGACAAUCGGCUCUGCGUUGAGGAACCUUUCAACGUAUCAAGAAACUUGGCAAACACUGCUGACGACACGUCGAUGCGAGGCAUCCAUCUGGAGUUACGGCGGGCUUUCGGGUUGCUCGGGGAGGGCAAGCUUGAAAGGUGCUGUGAACAAUUUGUCCAUCCUCCAGAUGAGAUCAAACCCUCGGAGCAUUUUGUGCCACCCUCGGCGCGACCGGUGAUUCCACAACCUCCAACGCAGCCAUCACGAGGAGCUCGGAAUGCAACUCGAGGUGGUAGCAGGAAUCUAAGUCAAAUGGGUAGAAAUCCCCGACGGUCUUCGAAUCCGACCACACGAACCUCCAAUUACUUGCGCAAUCCUCCAUUCCAGAUGACAACUCAUGAGUUGCAACUUCAACAGCAGCAUCAGCAACAUCUCCUGCACGACCAGCUGUUUCAACAAUACCAGUAUCUCCAGCUUCAGGAACAGGAAUUAAGAAUGCAGCUCUAUCAACAAAAUCUUCGGCAAAGAGGGUUGAUGGCUGCUUAUAGUCAACCCACAGGAUAUAGUCAGUUUGUCUCGCAAGAUGACGGCCUUGAUCUUGGUUCUAAUCCACAGGUCAACGGCAUUGGUCGAGCUCCCUUGUCAGCACCACUGUACCAGCACAGCUUUCCUCGAUCGCCGUACCUGUCUGCAAGCCAACCGAGCCAAGGUGUUUCAACGAACCCGCCGUCACCGAGACUGAAUUCGGUGCUUCCGGACAAUCGAAGGUACUCGCGCCGAACGUCUGUAACACAAUCAUCCACAGGAGGCUCCUUGCGAGCUCAGUCGCAACCUGCACGGGCAGUUCCAGUCUCUUCUUUGGGACACUUGCAGCGGCCUGAUAUCGCAAGCCUUCAGGAUUCUGCUAUUGGACGGAGAUCGUCCUCAUCUUCAACAUCGCAAGAACCGUAUACUGCCUAUAUGGAGAAUGCCUACGGUAUGAUUGGACCAAUCUAUGAUCCAGUACGAAGGCCCGCCGAAUAUCUGGGAUAUUACGUCGGUCAAUCGCCGUCGCUGUCUGCUUAUACUCAGAGCACGGCGAUUUCUCCCAUCCCUUCACACAUUGGCCUCGCCAUCCAGAAUGGAGGCCUAUCUCCACGACUUGCUCCAACAUCGACUCGACCUUCUGGGACCAUGCAAACUCCCCCGCUCCAGACGAUUUCUACUGCCACAGUCGAGACGCAUCCGGAACCAGAUCAGGGACCGAGGAAUGGUGAUGGUGGCAAUACUGAAUCAGACCUAUCGAGGCCUAGGACAGGCCCGUUAAUAGUGGAUGGGUCGAUCAAUUCGCCGCUGCGGAGGCGCACGACCCAUUCCUUCAACGAUCCCGAGGACCAUAUCAGUUUCAGCGCAUCCACAUCGGAGGACUUGGCCUUCGACACCCCCUCAAGCUCAGAUGAACAAUCCCAAGACGCUUUUGAGUGCAGUGCACAUGGAAAGAUUUCGCCAAUCAGUCCCAGCCAGACACGAAAUCAUGCUCAGCAUCCAAACGGUGCUCCAGAUUUUGUGAAUGGGCAUCAACCACCGAGAGCAACGGGAAAGAGUUCAAAGGAAGAGCGGCAGGUUCCAGUGGCCAAGGCAGGGGAGUCGUUGGGGAUGACCGUCCUGAAUACGAUCAAGAAAGCGGGCAGCCCAGCAUGGUCUCUUGAUCGGCAACUUUCCUCCGUGGAGGAAGUACGCACUCCUUCUCCCAGGGUUGAGACAUUCAAUGGGGAGGGCUCUUUUCCCAAGCAGAGCAAGGGUCACACCGGCCAGGAUGAGCGCUCAUCCAAUGGUCAGACAAUGUUGGCCAAUGGCGAAGAACGUGAUUUUGCAAGACCGCUUGCGUCAAGAACCAACGGGACUGCGGGAUCCUCGGGUCAUGGACCCAGUUCAGCGCCGAAUGCCAAUGUACCUAGCGGCUGGCAAAUGCAAAAGAAGAAGAAAAAUAAGAGAAAGACGGUCAAAUCAGAAAACGAUGCGCAGACGUCGAAUCUUGCCUUGGGAGAAAUACUACCUGCCGACGAGUCCCUCCGGAAAGGCGGCUAG
Molecule: messenger RNA, 3186 nt
Organism: Cladophialophora psammophila CBS 110553
Lineage: Eukaryota; Fungi; Ascomycota; Eurotiomycetes; Chaetothyriales; Herpotrichiellaceae
Exons: 2
Coding region: 1-3186 (1061 amino acids)
Biological process (GO): RNA 3'-end processing
Molecular function (GO): nucleotidyltransferase activity
Source: RefSeq, a predicted model, not a curated record